UUAAAACAAAAGAACACACAUCUCACAAAUAUGGCCGCCUAAUUUGUAGUACAAUAACCACAUAAUAACUACACACCAUAUUGAGCGAAAACAAACAGAAAUAUUUAUUCGGUUACAUAAUUUGAAAUAAAUGAAAUGUUAUAAAAGUGAAUUCGUGAGAUCGGAAUUAUGAUUAAUGGUGAACAUUCUAUAGUCAAAUAUAUUGUAUAAAAAAGAAGAAAAGUAAGAAAAUUACAAAAAUGGUAAUUAGUAAGAAAUAUGUGUGAUAGUGUGAAACAAGUUGAUUCAAAAUUUUAUUUUAAUUAGUGAAUUUAUACAAUUGCAUAAAUAAUGUGGAUUAAAUAUUUGUUAAAAGUAUAUAUUUUAUACGUAUGUACUAAAAGGAUCGAUUCUGUUGAACCCAACGCCAUUGUUACUGUAAUUGAGCAGCCGACACCAGUGCAGCAGACGAAAAGUCAAGGCUGCAGACGAAAUGAGAAACACCCGGAUGACAAAGAAUUCCGUAUAGCUUGGCUCGCACCGGAACAAGAAUUCCACAAUUUGAGUGCUGCAACAAGUGCCGGGGCCGUAAAACUCGCCCUUGUAUAUAUUAGACAAAACGAAUUAUUGAAAGGAUAUAGACUAAAGGCAAAAUGGUACGACUCUAAAUGCGACUCUAAACACGCCUUGGCAGCUUUCGUGGAAGCUGUUGAAACAUAUGACCCGGAUGUUAUCAUGGGACCUCCGUGUUCAACAGGUCUUCUUGGCGUUGCACAGUUGGGCUCAAUCUGGAAUCUACCGGUGUUCAGCUGGGUGUCCGAUUUGUUAGACUCUAAAGAGAAGGAUAAAUACACAACUUUGAUAAGAUUGUCAGGUCCUCUUUACUCUCUUUCAACAACAAUGCGACAGAUUGGUUUGUAUUUCAAAUGGGAGAAUUUUGCCCUGAUUUACGACAAGCAAGCCCCGUACGAAGCUGUGGCCGUGGCAUUGAGGGGAGCAACCAUGGAUAAGACCUAUACCAUAAAGAGCACACAUUAUAUUUCCGGUGAAACCACCGAUGAGUACAUUGUUUCAAUGUUACAACAAAUUAAAAAGUUUGCAAGAGUCAUGAUUUUUGUUGUACCUUGGCAUACAUUACGUCGUUACUUAUUGCUGGCCCAUGAACUAGGUAUGGCUAAUGGAGAAUAUGCGUUUGUCUGCGUUCAUGGAGAUUUGUACAACUGGGAUGUACUGGACGAGAAAAUAUUGUCAGAUUGGGGAUGGAGGCGAAAUGACGAACAUGAUGAAAAAGCGCGGGAAAUAUUUGAAUCCGUCAUUCACGUAAUUAUGGAGCCCGUAAAUAAGCUAACAUAUGAAGAUUUUAAGAAUUUUGCAGCCGGUGCCGCCGUGGUAGACCUACCAGAUUGGGAAAUACCUUUCAAUGGAACAGACCUGGAUGCAUAUUCGCCUUUUUUGUAUGACGCAAUGUUGACGUGGGCUAUGAGCGUGAACCAUACGCUGAAACAUGGAGGAAACCCUAGAGAUGGAGCGCAUAUAUAUAAUAUUGUUCCGGAGGCCGGAAAUAUAGAAGGUGUUACUGGAGACAUAGUUUUUAACCUGCCCGAGAUGGAACGUAUGAUGAACUAUCGAGUACUGGAUAUGAAUGAGAAUGGAACAUUCUACAGACUUUUCGAUUUUAUUUACAAGCCGGGCAGAGAGAUGAAGUUUGAUCAUGAUGACCGUGAGAUCUUUGAGAAGCGUGGACGCUGGCUUUCACUGACCGGUGCACCCCCGCCUGAUAUACCAGUCUGUGGCUUCGAUGGUGAAAAGUGCGAGGAAAAAGUCUAUAACAACAGUUACAACAGUACAAUUAUUGGUGCCUCAGUGUCCGCCUCGGUCGUUUUGGUUUUAGCUAUUGUUGUUCACAUGAUGCUAAGGCGUUACCGCCGACAGAUGAACCUUCAAAGUAUGUUGUGGCAAGUUAGAUUUGACGAGAUAGACUUUGUAACAGCAUGGAUAUGCGGCAGUCUUCGGAACAGCUUCAAAAAUCUACGAAAACCGUCCUCAAAAACGCUUAAACGAAGAAGGUACAAUACAGGUGACAAGGACAACAAAGACAUUAAGCAAAUAACAUCACAUAAUGGGAAGAAAGGUUCGCCAGAUGUCCAUUUAAAGUCAAUUGAUGCAAGCGCCAUGUUUGGAUCUGUGGCUAUUGUUAGAGGUAAUUUAACGUCCGUUAAGAAGAUUCAACGGUGCAACUCCAAUCUAACAAAAGUCGUUUUGCAAGAAUUAAAUCAGUUAAUGGAGAUUAAGCAUCAGAAUAUAUGUGCUUUUGUCGGCGCAUGCGUAGAACCAAACCGCGCAUUAUUGAUUUGGGAGUACUGCGCAAAGGGAAGUUUACAAGACGUCAUCUGGAACCAGAACAUCAAAUUAGACCAAAUGUUUAUGUUUGCAUUGAGUCAUGAUGUCUCUAAGGGCCUUGAGUACAUCCACAAGGGUCAGAUACAUUUUCAUGGCAAUUUAAAGAGCAUGAAUUGUGUUGUUGAUAGUAGAUGGACUUGUAAACUAACAGAUUACGGUGUACCGACGAUAAGGGAGAUGGGUAGAAUAGCAUCUCAACAAGCAAACGAAGAUAUUCAUUAUGAGAAAAUGUUGUGGAUGGCGCCUGAAUGUUUACGAGACGGGAAGGACAGACCCUAUGAUAAACAGAAAGCUGACAUUUAUGCCUUAGGAAUCAUUUUAAAGGAAAUAUUCACUCGUUCCUCCCCAUACACGGAGUACCCAUUUCUAGUUGCUCAUGAAAUCAUUGAUAAAAUAAAAUGCCCGAAUAAAGGGGAGAAAGUGUUUCGACCAAUGUUGUCCCUGCAGUUACGUCAGCAUUCAGAGUUGGCCACUCUUAUAAUGGACUGCUGGAGCGAGGACCCGUCCUCAAGACCCGCGGCAGCACGUGUUGGUAAACUUCUCAACAAAAUUCAUCCACAGAACUUGUCUAUGAUAGACAACAUGAUUGUUAUGUUAGAAAAGUAUGCCAAUCAUCUUGAGGAACUUGUAGCUGAGAGAACAAGCGAGCUGGACGCAGAGAAAGCAAAAACAGAAAAUCUUCUUUAUAGAAUGCUUCCACAAACGGUUGCAGAGGAGCUAAAAAUGGGCCGACCAAUAAAAGCGGAACAUUUUGAUGAUGUCUCAUUAUAUUUCUCUGACAUUGUCGGUUUCACUUCAAUAUGUGCCAGCAGUACGCCAAUAGAAGUAGUCAAUCUUUUGAAUAGUUUAUAUACACUAUUUGAUGCCAUAAUAACACGAUAUGACGUUUACAAGGUGGAAACUAUCGGUGAUGCUUACAUGAUAGCGAGUGGAUUACCAAAGAGGAAUGGGAAGCGUCAUAUUAAGGAAAUAGCCGACUGUGCUUUAGACAUAUUAGCCUCCGUAUCUACAUUCUGUAUUCCUCACCAACCGGACAAGAAAGUCAAAAUACGAAUAGGUAUACAUACUGGUCCAGUUGUAGCCGGUGUUGUAGGGCUGGCAAUGCCGAGGUAUUGUUUAUUUGGAGACACAGUCAACACCGCUUCAAGAAUGGAAUCUACCGGUCUUCCUUUACGUAUUCACUUGAGUUUAACAUCAAGAAAUGCAUUGGUACAAUACCCUGGCUACCAUCUUGUUUGUAGAGGUGAAAUUCCUGUUAAGGGGAAAGGAAACAUGAGGACAUAUUUCUUGUGUGGAAAAGAAGGAUUUAAAAAAGACCUUCCAAAUUGCGAUGAAAACGUAGAGAGUGGGCAAGGAGGAAAUCGUGUAUCUCUUACUUCAUUGAACUCUAUGGCAUCACUUGUGUCAUCGCCAUCUACUUGUUAUUCAUUUGUAUCAUCAAACUGUGCACCAACACCAAAAACUUCACAAAUAUCAAACAUUUCUAAUAUUUCACGAAGUGUCUCAAUACACAAUAGUUCAAAUGAUUCAUUGGAAGAAAAGGAUGAAACAAUUGUGACAGAAAAUUCUCAGGGAAGCGAAGUAGACGAAAAGUUUAAAUUAAAAGAAACAGGUUUACUCGAAAGCACGUGUUUGUGACGCCAAGCUUAUUGAGAAUACAAAAAAAAGUUAUCUGAAAAAGAGCAAAGGUCUGUAGUAAAUGUUUUAAGGAAUUAUAUGACACUAACACGGUUCCUUUUAAUGUAAUUAAGUAUGAAAAUACAGAAAGUGUAUGGUAUUGUACUCAUUUUGUUAAAAUGUGUAAUUAACUGAAAGUGCUAAAUUGACUGAGAUGAUGUGUUGGAGAUGGUUUAGUUCUGCACUUCUUAUGAAAAUGCAUGAAAUAAGAUUAAAAUCAAGAAAGAAAAUUUCAAUGACCUUACAUUUCAUUUAAUGUCUUCCAUGCCGAAGAGAAUAUAUAUUUAUAAGUGAUAAACCGUUUAAAUCGUAAAGAAAAUAUCUAAAUUUUACUUGUGAUAGCGUUUGAAUUAGAUAUAAGUUGAAGUAAUAUCUCUAGCAAAAGAUGUACAUGUACAUAAUCAGCCUUUUAAAGUACAAAACAAAAAUGACUUUUGCCUAAUGACUCAUAGUUACUUUUGUUUGUUUUCUUUUUCUCUUCAUUUCAAAUGUAAAUGUAAGUUUUUUUUUAAAUCGAUAAAUAUAAUAUCAUAAUACAAUCAUUGUCUCAAACUUUAUAAUUGAUGCUUUCACCUUUAUUUUGCUUUUUAUCAGAUUGCGUUAUACAAAUAGCUAUAUGAUGAUUUUGUGUUUGGCCUGAAUAAAAGAAUUAACUGUACAUCUGUAUGAACAAGAAAAGAUUUUCACUUUUCUAAAACCGAAUAUUAAUAUUCCUGUCUAUUAUUUGAAAUUGUGAUGUUUUCUUUUUUAUUUAAUUUUAAUUAAAAGUGUUUGAAAGCACUUCAAAUGCAUUCAGUACUCUAUUAUUAUCUAAUACUUUUAAAAGAAAUCCAUGGUGAAAAAUGUGAAGAAAAAUGGAAUAUAAAUACUGUUCAAAAUGUAUAGCUUUCAUAACUGAUUGAUUAGUUGACAUGUCGUGAAUAUAUAGAGGAUAUUCAAUUUUUUUCUAUAAAUACAUGAUUUAUUUUCAUUGAGUGGUAUGAAAAUAAAUAUUUCAUGAGUGGCGGUAGCCACGAGUGAAAUAUGGUAAUUUUUAUGCCACAAGAUGAAAAUAAAUUGUGUAUUUAUAGAAAAAACUUGAAUUUUCUGUUUAUUAUAUACAUUUUUCUCCUUUUUGAUAUUAAAAUUUGAAAGACUUUCCCUUAAAUUUUGUGUACUGGCAGAAU
This is a messenger RNA of Ruditapes philippinarum (Manila clam), 5222 nucleotides long. RefSeq names its product atrial natriuretic peptide receptor 1-like. The record is from RefSeq and is a predicted model, not a curated record. The transcript has 23 exons. Lineage: Eukaryota; Metazoa; Mollusca; Bivalvia; Venerida; Veneridae. Bases 331 to 4017 code for a protein of 1228 amino acids. Gene Ontology annotation, molecular function: protein kinase activity; peptide receptor activity; guanylate cyclase activity. Gene Ontology annotation, biological process: receptor guanylyl cyclase signaling pathway; protein phosphorylation; intracellular signal transduction.